Oryza brachyantha (malo sina) is the source of this 1458-nucleotide messenger RNA. RefSeq names its product 7-deoxyloganetic acid glucosyltransferase-like. The record is from RefSeq and is a predicted model, not a curated record. The transcript has a single exon. The coding region runs from base 1 to 1458 and encodes 485 amino acids. Lineage: Eukaryota; Viridiplantae; Streptophyta; Magnoliopsida; Poales; Poaceae. Gene Ontology annotation, molecular function: UDP-glycosyltransferase activity.
AUGGCCGCGGCGGCGUCGGCGCCGCACGUGCUCGUCUUCCCGUGGCCAGUGCAGGGCCACAUCAACUGCAUGCUCCACUUCUCCACCGGCCUCCUCGCCGCCGGCCUCUAUGUGACCUUUGUUCACAGCGACCAGACCCUCCCCGCCGGCGGGGGACAACCGCUGCUCGCCGCCGCCACCUCGCCGCGGCUCCGGUAUGUCUCCUUACCCGACGGUCUCCCCGAUGGCCACCCGCGGAACGCGGACGGCGUCGUGCAGCUCAUGGAGUCGGCGCAGGCCAAGGCCAGCGCGUACCGCUCCCUCCUCGCGAAGCUGGUGCGUCCGGGUGACGGCGCCGGUGGUGGCUUCCCUCCGGUGACCUGCGUCGUCGCCGACGGCCUCUUGCCGUUCGCCGUUGACAUCGCCGAGGAGAUCGGCGUCCCGGCGCUCAGCUUCCGGACGGCAAGCGCGUGCAGCUUCCUGGCUUACCUGUCCCUGCCCAGGCUGUUCGAGCUCGGCGAGCUCCCCUUCCCGGCGGGCCACAGCCUCGACGAGCCGGUGCGCGGCGUCCCGGGCAUGGAGAGCUUCCUGCGCCGACGAGAUCUUCCAAGCCAGUGCCGCAAUUGCACCGAGUUUCAGAACGACCCGCUCCUGGAGAAGGUGAUUGAGUUCACAGCCCGCAGCCGGAACGCGCGGGCGCUCGUGCUGAACACGGCGGCGUCGAUGGAGCGCGCGGCGCUCGACAACAUCGCGCCUCACAUGUGCGACGUCUUCGCCAUCGGGCCCCUCCACGCCAUGUCCCCUGCGCCGGCCGCUGCCGCCGCCGCCGGUAGCCAGUGGCGGGAGGAUGACGGCUGCUUGGCCUGGCUGGACGGCCAGGCGGACCGCUCCGUCGUGUACGUCAGCUUGGGGAGCCUCACCGUCAUCUCGCUCGAGCAGUUCACGAUGUUGCUGUCCGGGCUCGCCGCCGCUGGGUACCCCUUCCUCUGGGUGCUCCGGCCGGACAUGGUAGUGGACAGCCAGAGCGCCGCUCUCCGGGAAGCCCUCACGGCGGCGGGGCCCAGCAAGGCGCACGUCGUGGAGUGGGCGCCGCAGCGGGACGUGCUGCGCCACCGCGCCGUGGGGUGCUUCCUGACGCACGCCGGCUGGAACUCGACGGUGGAGGCCACCGUGGAGGGCGUGCCGAUGGUGUGCUGGCCGUUCUUCGUCGACCAGCAGAUGAACAGCCGGUUCGUGGGCGCCGUGUGGAGGACGGGGCUGGACAUGAAGGACGUGCGCGACGCGGCCGUCGUGGAGAAGACGGUCAGGGAGGCAAUGGAGUGCCCCGAGAUCAGGGCGUCGGCUCGGGCUCUGUCACAGCGGGUGAGACAGGACGUCGCCGGCGGCGGCUCGUCGGCGGCGGAGUUCAAGCGGCUCGUGGAGUUCAUCGUGCAGCUCAGCACGACGAACAGAGCGGCAGCUGUGGCGAUCGAAGGAUGA